AUGUCAAUGAAAGUAUUACAAAGUUGGUUAGAAUUUUACUUCAAAGAAAUUGAGAUACAAUUGGAUGUAUUAUUUGAUUAUUUUUAUGCUUUUAGUCAGCUUUUAAUAAUAUCAAUUAUUAGAUUGAUUCACUAUUCAAUAUGGAUUCUUCAAUUUAUAAUGUAAGCUCUCCAUAAUUAGGAUUAUCAGAUCAAAAUAUUACUGAAAUCAGUUUAAUUGAUUUAUCCGAGUAUUAUUCAGACCUUUUUCAUCUAGUGAAACCAUAAAUCAUUUCAAAAAUUAAAGAUCAUGUUCAAUUACAAGUUUUAUAGGUUUAAAAUAAGAGUCAUUAAUAUUACAGAAUAAGAAUAAUCGAUGAAAUUUUGAUCUUCAAAAAGCCAUUUACUUAUUAGUUUAUAAAAGAAAAAUCGACUAGCCAAGAUCUAUCUAUUUAGCAAUUGCUUUAAUUUGGAUUGCUCAAAGGUAAUACUUAGUUGUAAUACUUAGCAAUCUUGAAAUAAAUUUCAAUCAUACAUCAGCAUAAAAUAGCGUAUUUACUUUUAUGUUGA
Molecule: messenger RNA, 548 nt
Organism: Paramecium octaurelia
Lineage: Eukaryota; Ciliophora; Oligohymenophorea; Peniculida; Parameciidae
Source: the annotation of a GenBank genome assembly